GACGGCCUGCGUCGGCGCUGAGGGGCCCCCGCGUGCGGCGUCAUGGCGCGCCUGCUCCGGGCGCUCUGGGGUUCGCCCUUUCAAGGGGCGCCCUUGCGGGCCGUGGGGGGCCCAGCGGGCAGAGGCGGCGCGGGGUUCGGUCCCGAGGACGCAGGGUCUCUCCCAAAGCAUGGGCCGUCUCUCACCAAGAGUGAAUGGCAAAAGAAGCUGACUCCAGAGCAGUUCUAUGUUACGAGACAAAAAGGAACCGAAGCGCCUUUCAGUGGGGUCUAUCUGAAUAACAAGGAAUCAGGAAUGUAUCACUGUGUGUGCUGUGACAGCCCACUCUUCAGUUCCGAGAAAAAGUACUGCUCCGGCACCGGGUGGCCUGCCUUUUCGGAGGCGCACGGGGCGUCUGGCUCUGAUGAAAGGGACACGGGCAUCCUGAGACGUGUGGACACCUCAUUAGGAUUAACUCGCACCGAAGUUGUCUGCAAGCAGUGUGAAGCCCAUCUUGGCCACGUGUUUCCUGAUGGACCCGGGCCUAGUGGUCAGAGGUUUUGCAUCAACAGUGUGGCCCUGAAGUUCAAACCAAGGAAACACUGACUGUCUCCAAGGAUCCCUUUCUAUCGCCACUGCUUCAUUUACACCCUCAAUUUUCAGUUUAUGUGAAUGACUUGUUUUAUUUACUACCAAACUAAGCAAAGUUUGCUGCUGGCACCAAGCAAGUCCCAGCUUCUGUAAUUGACUUACCUGGAAUCAGCCCAACCCCAACUCCAGCUUGGAUGGUGGAAUUUCACAGAAUGACAGAGGGGCAGCCAUUUCCGUCCAAUUGACUUCUGUAGGCUUUGUCUGGGACCAGAGGGCGUGGCUCUUUGGGAAUAU
Molecule: messenger RNA, 864 nt
Organism: Odobenus rosmarus divergens (Pacific walrus)
Lineage: Eukaryota; Metazoa; Chordata; Mammalia; Carnivora; Odobenidae
Gene: MSRB2
Product: methionine sulfoxide reductase B2
Exons: 5
Coding region: 43-585 (180 amino acids)
Biological process (GO): protein repair; response to oxidative stress
Cellular component (GO): cytoplasm
Molecular function (GO): peptide-methionine (R)-S-oxide reductase activity
Source: RefSeq, a predicted model, not a curated record